Messenger RNA from Priapulus caudatus, 1368 nucleotides. RefSeq lists its product as uncharacterized. The record is from RefSeq and is a predicted model, not a curated record. The coding region runs from base 1 to 1368 and encodes 455 amino acids. The transcript has 6 exons. NCBI's taxonomy places the organism in Eukaryota, Metazoa, Priapulida, Priapulimorpha, Priapulimorphida, Priapulidae.
AUGGUCUCAGUGGCAGCGCAGUGUGGCCAUAUAGGUCUGGGCAACACGUACAGCAGUUACCCUGUCAACAACCACUAUGACGCCAAGAACACGUACAAGGACGGCUACCUGUUCGACCUGAACAAGUACCCAAUCGACACCGGCCCGCGAUACGACGACUCCUUUUUCGGCGUGCGAAAGUCGCCGUACAACUACGGUAGUUACGGCAACGGCGACUACGGCGGUGGUCGCUACGGUAAUGGCAAGGAGCCAUACAUCGGCAAGGACACGGGGAGUCCAGACUAUCGCUAUGGUAACGGCAAGGAGCCAUACAUCGGCAAGGACACGGGGAGUCCAGACUAUCGCUACGGCGAUCGUGCGGGCCAACGUUACGAUAUUUCCUCGCAGGAUGGAAGCUACAACAACUGGGAUAACAAGUUUUAUGGCCGGGAAGGGAUUGACGUCUCUGGCCAGCCGGCGCCGCGGUGGGAUGUGAGCCGGGAGGGGGAGAGCAGUGUGCCGGCGCCCCAAGAGCCGGUCAUGCUCAACACGCACGGUGGGAAGAAGGGCCCACAGCUUGGCCCGCGGCCGCUCGCCGCCCCGGAGCCUACCAUGCACUCCGGUCAUGAGUUGGCGAUGGGGGCGAGUCAGUCUCACGGCCAGAUCUCCCCGGCCCAACACUACGCCGCCGGUCAGGCGGCGGACAAUGACGACAGCAAUGGCGCCCCCUAUGGGCAAAAUCUUCAAGGCACACAAGACAAGCUGCCGCCGUACCAGCCCCAGGGAGUCCAGCGCAACGACAUGUACGACCAGUCUAUUCAUGACAGUAACCGCGGAGGUAACCAGCUGCAGCCAGAUAGGAAUCGGGGAGCUGUGUUAGGGAAUCGGGGAGCUGUGUUAGGGACUCUAGGGCAAGGAUAUCAGCAGCAACCCUAUCAGGGCGAUGUCCAGCAGGAGGCAGCACGCGUUCCUCCGCGCGAGUACGCGCCCGCCAACCAGCCACCGCCAGAGCGGACGGGCGCCGAUAGCGGUGCCAUCCACCAAGAGGGCGUCGCCGCUGCCGCAUCAGACCCUGCAUCGGUGACCCCCGGCAACGCAUCGUCGGGCGGCGCGGCGGCGGCGGCGGAGAAGGAGCCGGGCAAGCCGGCGGUCAUGCACCUGCACAUGGACGUGCAGGAGCAGCAGGUGCAGCUCGAAGAGGAGGUGUUCUCGCCUCAGGCCGCCGAGAACUCGGGCGCGGUGCUCGCACUCUCGCUCGGUCUCGCCGUCACCGCGCUGCUGCUCGCGUUCGUCGGCUGCCGGCUGCGCAGCUUCAAGCGACGCGCGCGACGGCGCGGUCCCCUCAACGUGCACGACCCCGACUACCUUAUCAACGGCAUGUACCUGUAG